AUGAGAAGAACAACUCUUUAAUCUGAUUUGAAGUUACCUAAGAAAAAAAUGUUUAAUAAAGAAAACACACAAUAACCAGCAAAAACAGGUAGGAAGCAUUUCGAUGAUAAGCAAAAUUACUUACCCUAAGGAUAAAACGAGGAUAAUUCUUAAAAUAAGAAAGUAAGAGUAUUUUUGAAUUUAAGACUAUAAUGUUGUUCCCAGAAAAAAAGAAUGUUACAAAUUAUGAUAAUGUUAUUGAACGUAGACCUUCAAUUAGAAUAUUUUAAUAAUAAACAACCAAUUCAAAUUUUAGAUUUUGUGACAAAUCAUCUUAAAUAUCAAAAAGCUCCACAAAUUUCCAUCCACUUCGAAGCAAUUCAGCCAACAUUUAUUCUAUCUUUAAUAAUGAUAGAGGAUUAUAUGGAAAAUAAUUUUGA
This is a messenger RNA of Paramecium pentaurelia, 419 nucleotides long. The record is from the annotation of a GenBank genome assembly. Lineage: Eukaryota; Ciliophora; Oligohymenophorea; Peniculida; Parameciidae.